UCUAGCUCUUCUAGAGAAACUCAAAUCUAUCGUUGUUACUCUUCUCUACAACACAACGCUAACGCUGAAAGCUAAAAAACUGAAACGCUCUGUGUCUGUCUACUGUACUGGCUCUGCUCUGGCUCUCAAGUUUAAAUAAGAAAGAAGAAGAAAAGAACCUACCAGCACUUUUCGUUUUCUUUAACAAACCAGAAAGAAACCAACCAAACCGAAACCACACAAAAAUACAAAUUACAAUUAAAUUGCAAUUUUUCGCAUUCUUUUCUUACGCAAAACGAGAGAAAAAUAACUAAUUUUCCAAUUAUUAAAAGUAAAAGUAUAAAUAAAUUUAUUAAAAAUUAAUAAAACCUUAAACUUAAAUUAUAAAAUCUGUGAUCAUUUGUUUAGAAAUAAUAAAAAUUAAAAACAGUAGAAGAAAAAUGCAAAUUUAAUUAGAGAAAGACGGGAGAGUAUUUUAUACAACACACACAACACAAUUCAUCAUCAUUCAUCGAGAGCCUUGCCGCAACAUUUAAGUGAUAAUUAUCCAGAAACAGAAAAAACAAACGUUUAUUUUUAAAAGCCGACAAAUUCUUUUUAUAAUUCGCCGUCGAACUUAAAAAAAGGAUUUGUUUCAUCGUAAUAAGCAACUGAACUGUUAAUUAAAAACGCGUCUAGUAUUAGGAAAUCUCCCAAGAGCCACUUGCAAAAUAAAAAAAAAUCGAAAAGCAAACAUUUUGCAAGAUCGAUAUUUUAUAAAUCUACGAUUUGUAUUACUCUAGAAAAACGAAGGCACGCUCCCGCUCUAUCGUGGAAGAAAUGGUAAUGGAGGAACAACAACCGUCACCACAAUCAGUAGGACGAGAAUUCGUCCGACAAUACUACACUUUGUUGAACAAGGCACCAAGUCAUCUACAUCGCUUUUACAACAACAACUCGAGCUUCAUUCACGGUGAAUCAACCUUGGUCGUUGGACAAAAGAACAUCCACAAUCGUAUCCAGCAGCUGAACUUCCGUGAUUGCCAUGCAAAAAUAAGUCAAGUCGAUGCUCAGGCAACUUUGGGAAACGGUGUAGUGGUUCAAGUGACUGGAGAGCUGUCCAACGAUGGCCAGCCCAUGAGACGCUUUACCCAGACAUUUGUUUUGGCUGCACAAUCACCUAAAAAGUACUAUGUGCACAAUGACAUCUUCCGCUACCAGGACAUGUACUCGGAUGAGGAGAAUGAUGGUGAAAGUCGAUCCGAAAACGACGAAGAACACGAGAUCGAUCAACAGCAGCAGCAGCAACAGCAGCAACAACAACAACCGCAGGUGGUACCAACCAAUAAUCUGAGCGGUGUUACUGAGACCAAUGUUAUUCAGCAGGUGCAGCCUCAACCGCAGCAACAACCAGCUCAGCAACAGCAAAUUGUAGUGCCUCAGCCCCAAGCUCAACAGCAGGCAAUCUACUACUCGAUGCCGCAGACCGUUGUUGCAGGUGCCCCACGUGCUGUGCCAGUGAUCGCAGCUCAAGCUGUUCCAAUUGCUCAAUUCCCUGCUCCAGCUGCUGCUCAGCAAACUCAGCUCAAUGGAGGAAUUGUGCACGAGGAUUUGUUGGCAACUACCAUGCAGCAACAGACUGUUCCACAACAGCAACCGGUGCCACUUCCAAUGCAGCAGAUGGCUCCUCCAGUACCAGCGAAUGUAGCUCCUGCUGUUGUGUCAGUUGUUUCACCCCAAGUGUUGCCUCAACAACCGACCCAAGUUGCAGUUGUGGCUGCUGGUGCCAUCCCUCAGGUGGUGGCCCAAAUUCCAAACAUGCCAUCCGCAGCAGAGCACUCUCCUCCUUUGCCUGUCAUGAGUCAGGCAAUGCCAGUUGUAUCACAAGUUUCAAGUGGACCUGUACCCAAUAUUCAACCAGUUGACUCAAACAUCAAUACAAGUGGUGGCAGCGUUAGCCAGAAAGACGAUGACAUGGGCAACUACAGUGACCAUGCUAGCAGUCAAGAGUACAUUGAUGAACCACAACAAAUGGUCCCGGAAAAAUAUGAAGCACCCAAAACCAAUGAGCCCAAAACUUAUGCUAAUCUCUUCAAGUCUACCGCAAAUAUCAAUCCAUCCUCACCUAAUAGUGGAUAUGUACCGCUUCCUCCAGUUAACCAAAAUCAUAUGAAUAUGAAUCAACAGUCGCAACAACAACAAUCUUCCCUGUCCUCGUCAUCGUCGUCAGCAUACAAAACAAGUGAAUCACGAAUGAUUGAUAAUAAUAUCCAAACCGGUGUUACUGGAGCAGCUCCAUUACCACAAAGAACUAACUCAACGAGGAUUAAUAAAGAUUUUGAACAAAGACGCCCAGGUGGUAACACGAAUACACAACAAUUUAGCGACAGCAACCAACUUUUCUUAGGCAAUGUACCCCAUCAUGCUACAGAAGAUGAAUUAAAGGAAUUAUUCAAUCGUUUUGGCACUGUUAUGGAUUUGAGAAUUCAUUCGAAACCUGGCCCAAAAGUACCAGGAAUUCGUAAUCCACAAAAUUAUGGUUUCAUUACAUACCAAGACUCCCAAUCUGUUGAGAAUUGCUUAUCUCAUUGCCCGCUGUACUAUCCACAAAAUUCACCUGACGGUCAGAAGCUCAAUGUCGAGGAAAAGAAACCUCGCUUGAGAAAUCCCAAUGACUUGCCCCCACGCCAAUCAAACAACAUGUCUGGUAACAAUGGCGGCAACGGCAACAACAUGGGCAAUUCACAGCGACCCAACAUGGGCCCCAACCGUUCGCUCUCUAAUUCUGGUGGUAUGAUGCGCGGCAACCCCGGCAACAACAGCCUAUCUCGUGGCACAAGUGGCGGUCCACGUAUGGGCGGUGGCUUCAAUCGCAACGACAGCCGAGGUCCACCUGGAAGUGGAUCACAGCAGUCACGCGGUAACGGAAACUCAGGUUCCAAUGCUGGAGGUGGCGGUGGCCAAAGUUACAACCGACGCUAACCGUUUAUAUUCAUUUACACACAUUAAUCUUUAUAAGAUCGAUUAACCCUUAAACAAACAAAAAAACAACAAACAAACAAUUAAAAUUAAUACUUUUAUUUAAACAAAACGAAAAAAAUGAUAGCUUGGUCUUUAUUAUCCAAAAUAUUUCUUUUUUCAAGAAGAGGAAACAAUGAAAUUGCGGUCAACAAUUUUUGUUUUAUUAUUUUCUAUUUUUAAUAUAAAUAAUGCUAUUGUUUUGUUUUCUUUUCUUUUGUAUUUUUAAUUUAUCAAAAAAAUGUAAAAAAAAAUAAUAAUUAUUAAAAAAAAAAAUAAAAAAAAGAGAAAAAACACUGAAAACGCAAUAAAAAAAGCAAAAUAAAGACUUAAACUUUAUUGUUCGUACGUUUAUAUUACAUAAAUAAAAUAAAAAUAUAUAUAAAAGAUUUAAAAAAAUACAAAAAUAGAUGAAACAUACAAAAAAUGUAAAAAAAUAAAUAUUUAAAAAAAAAAAUAGAAAAAAAAUACAAAUAAAUAAAUAAUAAAAAAUUACAACUAUAUUAAAUAAAUAAAAUAAAGUUCUCUCUUUUUCAAAAUAAUAAAAAACAAUACAAAAACAGGAAAAAAAAAGAAAAGCAAGCAAAACAAAUUCUUCUUAAAAACAAAACGUAACUUUGCGCGAUAGUUUGUAACUAUGUCUGAAGGAAAUGAAUAUUAAGUUAUUAUUUAUGUAAUUAUAAAUUUAGAAUAUUUCUUUUUUGUUUUGUUUUUUAAAUUAAAAAAAAAAACUAAAAUUACGCAAUAAAAUGGGAAAUAAAAAAGAAUUACCUAAACAAAAUUAAAGAAAAAAUACCGAGAAACAAGAAACAAACAGGACAACAAAAUUUUUAAAAGAAAAUUAUAACAAUAAUAACGGAUGAGUGUGUGUGUAAGAAAAUAAAUUGAGUAAAUAAUAAUUUAGAAAAUCAUUUAAAUUAAGAUAAAACAAACAAAAAAAAACUACAUAUAACUUAAAUAUUAACUAAACAUAAAACAAAAACAAAAGAAAGCUACAAGCAAUUACAAAUUCUUCGACAGAGACAGAGACAAGACAAACAUAAAUUAAUUAACAUUAUAAACAAAUUGUAAAAUAGGCUAUAGAAAUAUAAUCUAUUUUAUUUAAUUUCUUUUUUAUACAAACAUAAACUAUUUAAAAACAACAAAA
Molecule: messenger RNA, 4123 nt
Organism: Eupeodes corollae
Lineage: Eukaryota; Metazoa; Arthropoda; Insecta; Diptera; Syrphidae
Gene: rin
Product: ras GTPase-activating protein-binding protein 2
Exons: 5
Coding region: 799-2940 (713 amino acids)
Cellular component (GO): cytosol; ribonucleoprotein complex
Molecular function (GO): mRNA binding
Source: RefSeq, a predicted model, not a curated record